Molecule: messenger RNA, 1968 nt
Organism: Babesia ovata
Lineage: Eukaryota; Apicomplexa; Aconoidasida; Piroplasmida; Babesiidae
Product: START-2 domain-containing protein, putative
Exons: 1
Coding region: 1-1968 (655 amino acids)
Source: RefSeq, a predicted model, not a curated record
AUGGUGGAUGAAAUUGUUGCCAAAACCGCGCAGCCGGACGAAAAGGAGAGGGAAGGCAGUUGCCUGGGUGUGUUCGGCCGCUCCUUCCUGCAGGCCGUUUGCGCCUCGGUUCCCUUCAAGAACGUGCUGUUUGGACAGUACUGCCAAACUACGGAGCCGAAGGACGAUGCCAUGGAGGAGGUGGACUACGAGUCGGCCGACGAACAACCGGAAGUGCAUGAGCCCCUAGCGGUUGAGGAUGCAGAGCGGGAAUGCCAGAUUCCAGAGCUGCUGCAGAAUAACAAAGUGCAACGUGAGGAACCGGGGGCGUGUGAAGCAGUGUCUGUAACAGAGCCGCAACCGGUGCAGCUGUCGAUAGACUUGCCGAACAGGGACGUGGACACUGAAGGUGUUACCAAGGCGAAGUACAGCUUUAGCAAGUCGCGCACGAUUACCUUGGAGGAGUACCCGCGUGAUGAAAAGCUGGCGCAGAGGGCGGUGGAGAUAUUCGUUGAAAACUCCAUAUCCUUCGCCAAAAGUGCAAUCGAAGACAGCAAGGUCAUACUCGCCGAUAAGAUCAUUUGCCAGAUGCUACAAAAGGUGCAUGAGAUAUAUGGGGAUCCGAAAGCGUACGAGCUGGAAAAGGCGCAUCCGUUGGUCAACGUGAUGGAGAGGUUGCCGGAGAAGACUCCUGAGACUGUGCGCAGCGCGAUUGAAACUGUAGCCAAUGAUAAGAUCUUCAUGACCAACGUGGCGGAGAAACUGUUGGUGCUCGAUAUCUUCAACAAGUUCAACAUGGUGUACAUGAAGACGCAUAUCAUAAACUACAGGCAGCACUUCAUUUCGAAGCUAUGGCCUUCUGCGCUCGAAACCGCCAGCUACGAACUCAAGAGUCCAAGGUGCCCAUCCGCGCUUGCAACGGAGCGUCCGUCCAACGAUGUGGAGUACAUCAAGUUGACGGGUGAGGAGCAGCUGCAAACAGCCCGCGAAGAGCCUGAGGUGCACCGCUCCACUCCCGCCAAACAGGUGGUGGUGAUUGCAGCCGAGAAAAGGCAGCCAAAGGCUGAGAAUGGUGGUGAAAGCAAACCCAAACAACUGAAAACAUCACGAUAUUUCUCCUAUGCUUCGAGGUUCAUGUCGAGGAAGAACACCAUGUUCGGACAGCACUUCGGCAAGAACAAGGUCAAAACCGCCGACGGGUGGAUUGUGUCGCCUUACGGCUCGCUGGAGACUUUCUACAGGUUCGAGUCAAAUGGCUCUGUCUCCGUCAAGGUUAGGGGGAAGCUCGCGACGGAUCUUUUGCGAGUGCUUUGUGUCAUCAACGAGACCGACCUUUCCGCUGUCUGGGUGCCAUUCCUCAAGGAAGCGAAGGAAGUUCACGUUUAUUCCAGAACGACCAAGCUUUACAGUCAGACAUACGAGUACCCUGUAAUUGGUGCCAAACAGACAAGCGUCUUUGGUCUGGCUGUCAAUGCGCUGGACGAGUUCGGUUGCUUCAUCCUGGCGUGCAGAGCACCGCCGGAGUCGCCGCAGGACGUCAAGCAACUCGAAGGUAUAUUAAAAGAGGGCGGAAUAGAGGACACUUCGCCCUUUGUCUCCUGCAAAGAUGGAAUCUGUCAACUUAUGGGAGUCGACAUCGCGCCGAUGCCACCGAAGACCAGGCAAAGGUCUGGCGAUCUCUGCUUCCUUGUAUACCCCAUGAAGAACCACACCCUCGUCGAACUCAACGCCAACAUCAUCCCUGAAGUGAGGCUGGUGCCCGCGAGGGUGGUUACGUACAUUAUCAAGAAGGUAGUCGUCAACAUCUUCCAAAAGAUUGCUCAAAUCAGCAAGAACUUCCACCAGACGCCAUUUGCUGAGCGCAUCGAGCAAAACAAGGAAUUCUACGACUGGGUCGCCAAGUUGCACGACAAGUACGUCGGGAGGGGUGACCGACAAAAUUGUAAAGUUAGCAUAUGCACCUACGACACAAAUCUCAACGAACCAUGA